AUGUCGAGACAUACUCCAACUAUAACUAAUGUGCUAUUCGCAGAUGAUACUCUUUUGUUUGGAAGAGCUUCACGGCAAGAGGCUGCCCAUGUUCAAUCAAUUAUUCAUGACUAUGCAGCGGCAACAGGUCAACGAGUCAAUUUUCAUAAAUCUCACAUCUUAUUCAGCAAGUACACGCCUCCACGUCUCAAUGAGCAUAUCCUUAAUCUUUUUGGGAUGAACGAGAUGACUCAAUCAGAUAAGUACCUUGGUCUUCCGGCAAUGUGGGGCAGGUCGAAGUCUCAAGCUCUAAAUUGUGUGAAGGAAAAGAUCCUAGCCAGGACCCAAGCAUGGAAGCAGAAGUUGUUAUCCCAAGCGGUUCGGGAAGUCUUAAUAACAGCCGUUCUCAGUGCCAUUCCCACAUAUUCAAUGGCAAUUUUUCAUUAUCCUAAGUGUUUCUGUGAACAAAUGAAUAGUAUUAUAUCCAGAUUUUGGUGGGGUCAAAAAGAUAAUGAAAGGAAGUUGGCUUGGCUUAGUUGGAACAAGGCUUGCCGAUCAAAAUUCAGAGGUGGCAUGGGAUUCAAGGAUUUGGAGAAAUUCAAUUUGUCUUGCUUGGCGGAACAAAGCUGGAGACUCAUUACAGAUCCUAAUAGUUUGUGGAGCAGAAUCAUUAAAGGUUUAUAUUUCCCAAAUUCUUCAUUCCGGAAUGCAUCACAUGGUCGUCGGAGCUCUUGGAUUUGGCAGGGUCUGUUGGCUGGUCGAGAGGUUCUGAGGCAUGGAGUGAGAGUGAAUAUUGGAGAUGGUUCAUCUACAUUAAUUUGGUCAGACCCAUGGAUUCCUUGUCAUAAUUUUAAAGUAACAAGACCUUCUCAGUGUCCCCCUCAUAUCAACAUUGUCUCUGAUUUGAUGCACCAGGAUAGUUUGGCUUGGAAUGUCGGGCUAGUGUGCCAAUUAUUCAAUCCCUCAACUGCAAAGACUAUCUUGUCCAUUCCCAUUGCUCCCCGUGGCAAUGAGGAUUAUCUGAUAUCUCCAAACCUGCGGCACAAGACCUGGAAGUUACCAAUUCAACCAAAGUUACAAAAUUUCUUAUGGAAAGCAAUUCACAAUAUUUUGCCAGUUAAGGAGAACUUAGCCAGAAGGGGCAUCAAAGUUAAUGCCACCUGUUCAAUAUGUAAUCAAUGCUUUGGUGUGGACAUGCUAGAGCGGUCUGGUUUGCAAGUCCUUGUUCUUACAAACCUAACCCAACAGGUGUGGAAGGAGAGGAACAGAGCUGUUUUUGAAGGAGUGGAGCCUAAUCCACUGGCCACAUCUCAUCAUCUUCAUAGGAGUAUAACGGAAUCUUUACAGGUGCAAUCAAUUUCUUCUCAGUAUCUCUCGCCUCACAGAGCUUUAGUUUCAAAUAGAUGGACUCCACCUCCUGUUGGAAAACUCAAAAUUAACGGUGAUGCAGCUUGGAAGGAAAAUUCCUAUUUGUCAGCAAUUGCUGCUCAAGCAUUGACGACUGCUAUUCAUUUUGCUUUGUCGAGAGGCUUUAUUUCAAUUAUAGUUGAAACUGAUUGCGCAAACCUCUAUACUGCCAUCCGAAAUCCACAGAAGGUUGUGUUUUGGGAGAUCCAUGCAAUUGUUAAAACUAUUCAGACUCUCCUAUCUUCCUUUGAGAAUAUUGACUUCUCUUUAGUGAGCAGAAGUGUAAAUUCGGUGGCUCAUACUGUAUCUGGAUUAAAGUUUCGAGAUUCUCUCCCAAGUGACUGGUUAUGUAACACGCCAAAUGAGAUCUCGAGUAUGUUGUUAUUUGAUGCCGCUUUGGCCUUGUAA
Molecule: messenger RNA, 1794 nt
Organism: Hevea brasiliensis (rubber tree)
Lineage: Eukaryota; Viridiplantae; Streptophyta; Magnoliopsida; Malpighiales; Euphorbiaceae
Exons: 4
Coding region: 1-1794 (597 amino acids)
Molecular function (GO): nucleic acid binding; RNA-DNA hybrid ribonuclease activity
Source: RefSeq, a predicted model, not a curated record